UGGCGCGCACCGCCGCGGGUAACGCUGGGUCGAGGGCGAGCGGCGUAUCGACCGAGGGGGCGGGAUGGAGGGCGCAGCCGCGACAGUGCCGCCACAGCGGCCAGGGCCAAAGGCUAUGCGCGGCAUAGCCCGCUUCUGUAUCAACACGUUCAGAGUGUUCUACGCGAGGGCCGCGUUCGCGAGGCCCGCGCCCGUUCCUCUACCCUCGUCCAGCCCGACCACCGCCGCCGCCGCCGCCACCGCCACCUUCUCCCAUCGUCAGCAUCGUCCUCUGGCCGAGGAGGAAGCGUCAUUCGAGGCGAUGGGCAACCUGCAGAGCGACGCGAGGAGGAGAGGGAGGAAGGGUAAAGGUGGUGCGAGCACCGCGUCGUCGGAGGAUGGCCUGGAGGACGUGGAGGCCGAGGAUGGUGGCGGAGAAGCGGAGGAGGAGACGGUUGGAAGGAAGCAGGAGCAGGAGGGAUCUAGGCAGGCGGGGGUCUGCGUGGAGAAGCGGCUGACCCAGAAGAGGCAAGCUCCGAAACCGCCUGCCUCCGCCGCGGAGAGGAAGGUCAGCCCUCAGGACAUCAGGCAGGAUUCUCCCUCGGAAAAGAGUUGUACGCGGGAGGAGAGAUCGAUCGGGAUCGAGAAGGUGGGUGGAAGGGACGAGGACGAACCUGGAGAGGCCUCUACGAAGGAUGAUGCGAGGACGAAGGAGGGAACGGCGAGCACGGAUCAGAAGCAAGAGCCCACGCUUCUGGUCACGGAUUCGUGGCGGUUGGCCAACAAGUGCAUGGUCGUUGCUGAGCUGUCGAUGCCACCGAGUCAGGAAUCGUCGAGCGACAGUGUGUUCACAGAUCCCGAGGAAUUGGCCGCGAUUGCAGCGAAAGAGGAAGCUGCAAAGACGCCGUCGAUCAAGGCGAAAAAUCAACAGAGAGUCGGACCCUCUUCCGUAUCCCCGCUUUUCGAGAGACGAAUCGUUGGCACGUUGAUCUCGGCCCUCCCGGACCAAUUGAAGUCGAUACUCACGGAUGCCGAAGUCGAGCAAUUCGCGUCCAGAAUAUAUUCCAGCCUCGUCUCGGACGGUAUCAUCGGAUCGAUCACAAUCGAUGGCGUCGCCCGGAACAAGGAUUUCGCGGAAGAUUCGUGCGAGUACGGGGACACGCCAUCCGUAUCCCUCGGUUUAACUUCCGACCAGGUUUCCGGCAACGGGCGACGCGACUCCGAGAAGGAGUUAUUGAAACAGGAACUCGAACGGUUACGAGAGUUCGCCAAAAAUGCGGGAAGGAGUACUCAAGGUAAAUCCACACAAACGUCCCCGUCGGCCACACUUCCAGAGCCACCAACUUCAACCCCCCACGAUGCCAACUCACGAGACCGGCUCGACCGUUGCCCGAGCGCCGCCUCCAAGGACCCGACCACCGCAACUCGAGGACCACCGCUCGGCCGAUUGUCCUUCACCCUGCCCCCCUCGCCCCUGCCCCAACUCGCCUCUCCCCCGCCGCCCCCUCCGCCACCGCCUCCGCCUCCCCCGCCGCCCCCGCCCUCGCCCUUCCUAGACUACCGCUCCCUCAACAAACCCGCCUCCCCACCGCCCUUCUCCAUCCCGCCCCCGCCUCCCCUCCCAACUCAGUCCCUCCCCUCGCAACGAACGCCCGCCGCCCCCUUAUCCUUAUCCUCCACCUCCACCGCCUCCACCACCGCCGCGGUCCCCCCGCCCCCGCCUCCACCUCCCUUACCGCCGCCAACCUUCCACCCCAUCACACAGCCGUCGCACGCCGCCCCCACCGUCCCACCGCCCCCGCCCCCUCCGCCACCCUCGCCCGCGCCCUCCGCCCAAAGGUACCCCGUGCCGUACCCCCCGGUCGCCCCUCCGCCUCCCCCAACCCAGACGCCCUGCCUCGCCUCCCCGAUUCCACCGCCCCCCCCCCCCCCGCCCCUCCCGCCCCCGCCCCCUCCCUCCUCCUCGUCCUCGUCCACCACGAUCGGCGGAGGACUGCGCGCGGCGUCGCCUCCGCCGCCGCCACCCCCGCCUCCGCCUCCGCCGCCACCGCCUCAAGCCACGGCCGCAACCGGGGUGGGCCCCCCGCCUCCGCCUCCGCCGCCACCGACGCCCAUGAUCGGCGUGCCGCCGCCCCCGCCGCCUCCACCGCCGCCCGUUUUCGCCGGCGGGCAGCAGCAGCAGCAGCAGCAGCAGCCUCCGCCCCCACCGCCUCCGCCCCCGCCGUGCCUCGGUGGGCCGCCGCCGCCCCCGCCGCCCCCGCCAGGGGCGGCGAGUCAGGGAUCGUCGCAAGGACCGAGUCCUUUGCCCGCACCUCCGCACGGAGGUUGGAACCCGGCUAGCAGAGCGUGUAUGAGGAAGGAGCCGCUCUGCCCCGAGGUCCCUAUGAAACCGCUCUACUGGACGAGGAUUUUGGUGCCUGUAGUACCGACAGAGCGUGGUGGCUCCACCGAUGUUACGGAUUCGCACGUGCACAUCCCGCUGUGGGCGGAGCUAGAGGAAGAGAAAAACUUGGACAUGAAAGAGUUCGCCGGCCUUUUCUCGCGUCAGGUAACCGCGUCAAGAAAGCCGGUGAAAAGAACGGACGAGGCCACGAGGCCGUCUAAGGUGCAGCCUGCCAAGAUCCUCGACUCGAAACGGUCUAAGACGGUCGGUAUAUUGGAGAAGAGUUUGCGCGUAGAUUUUUGCGAGGUCGAGAACGCCGUUUACAAUUUGGACACCAGCGUGAUCAAUUUGGAGGCGCUGCAGCAGAUAUACGAGAUCAGGCCAACGAAGAAAGAAUUGGAGGAUAUAAAAGCUUUCGAGGCCGCGAAUCCCGACGUUCCCCUCGAUCAACCGGAGGUUUUCCUCAAGAGGCUAGCCGAUAUCAAUCAUUUCACGGAGAGGAUAGCGUGUUUGAUGUUCCAGGCCGAGUUCCAGGACGCUAUCUCGAACGUCUCGUCGAAAUUGACGAAUCUUCGUAGCACCUGCGACUUCUUGCGAAACUCGAGCUCCCUGAAGAAGGUGAUGGCGUUGAUCCUCACGUUCGGCAAUUACAUGAACGGGGGGAACAGGACGCGGGGGCAGGCGGACGGCUUCGGCCUCGAGAUUCUGGGCAGAUUGAAGGAUGUCAAGUCGAACGUGGCGGGUGUCACGUUGCUCCAUUACAUAGUUAGGGCGAGAUUGGCGCAGGAGAAGGAUCACAAUUUCGACGAGCCGUUACCCCUCCCGAUUCCAGAACCGGCCGACAUGGAGGCGGCUUCCACUAUAAAUUUUGAAAACCUAUCCGCCGAGUUGGACAGGCUGAAGAACGAGCUCGAAGGUUGCGUCGAGAAGUGUAACGCCGUGGUCGAGGCGGAUCCUGAUUCGUCAGCGCCGUUCAAAGAGAAAAUGGACGCGUUUUUCCGCGAGGCGAGGGCAGAGCUGGCCAACGAGCAGCAGGCACUGCUCGAGGCUAGGGGAAAAUUCAAGGCUGUGAUGCAGUUCUACCAAUACAAGCCGAAAGGAACGAAUCUCGACGCGGCCGAUCCAAACGCGUUCUUCGCCCUUUGGCUGGGUUUCUGUCAAGAUUUCAAGGAUAUCUGGAAGAAGGAGCAGCAACGAAUAAAGAAGGAACGGAUGGAGGAGAUGAAAAAGAAGUACGAGAACAAGACGAAGGUGGAGAAGUUGAAAUUGAGCGCAACGGGAUUGAAGGCACGGCUUCAAAAAUUGUCGCGAAAGUAAAAAAGGAAAAGGAAGAAAGAAAGAAAAUAUAUAUAUAUAUGUACACGCGUAAGUGAAAAGAAAAAAGAGUAUUUCGAUCUUGGAUAUUGUGGAUUGGAAAUCGACAACGCGGUUCCAAUUUAAUCGGAACGGUGUUCGAGUGAGGAUUGGUUGGUAUACCACGCUACGCUACACGUAUACACCUGUAUACGUAUACGAGGGCAAUUUCUUUGGAUCGAUCGUCCGUUCCGUUCGAUCCGUCCUAUUAUUAUUAUUAUUAUUAUUAUUAUUAUCAUUAUUAUUCUUCUACGGCACUAAAGUUUCAUCGAAUUCGAAUCGAAUAACGAUUAUUGAUUACGCUGAUAGAUAAGAAUCGAUACGAGAGAAUCCGAAUUGUAAUAUUGUAAAUAAGGCUUGUUGUUAAGUUUGCGUAUAUAAUUUGUUAUAAUUUGUAAAUACGAUUGUUCCGCGAAUGAAAUAUUCGGAUAAUUAUAAUAAACGUUACUUUUUACAUGAA
Molecule: messenger RNA, 4175 nt
Organism: Apis cerana (Asiatic honeybee)
Lineage: Eukaryota; Metazoa; Arthropoda; Insecta; Hymenoptera; Apidae
Product: formin-2
Biological process (GO): cortical actin cytoskeleton organization
Cellular component (GO): cytoplasm; cytoskeleton
Molecular function (GO): actin filament binding
Source: RefSeq, a predicted model, not a curated record